Molecule: messenger RNA, 309 nt
Organism: Staurois parvus
Lineage: Eukaryota; Metazoa; Chordata; Amphibia; Anura; Ranidae
Source: the annotation of a GenBank genome assembly
GUUAUUACAACCAAAAUUUUCUGGGGGGGAAAGGCCGAAACCGAGCGAGGUUUAUCCAGAAAACAUAUCAUUGAAGGUUUAAAAGCUUCUCUAGAAAGACUUCAGCUAGAAUAUGUGGAUGUUGUGUUUGCUAACCGGCCCGAUCCCAACACGCCCAUGGAAGAAACCGUCCGAGCCAUGACGCAUGUCAUUAACCAAGGAAUGGCAAUGUACUGGGGUACCUCACGCUGGAGCUCUAUGGAAAUAAUGGAAGCAUACUCAGUAGCGCGGCAGUUUAAUCUGAUUCCUCCCAUCUGUGAACAAGCCGAA